Cetraspora pellucida is the source of this 145-nucleotide messenger RNA. Lineage: Eukaryota; Fungi; Glomeromycota; Glomeromycetes; Diversisporales; Gigasporaceae. The record is from the annotation of a GenBank genome assembly.
AAAACAAAAAAAAAACAUGAAUGCGCAUUGCUUAUGAAUUAUGAUGAAUUAGGCGAAACUUUAUCUGAUGUUGAUAAGAUAAUAAAACCUGAAUAUGCAAGUCCAGAAAUUAGUGGUAAAGAAAAUAAUAUUGACAAAUUAAAGA